UCUCUGGGCUCCACAGUGCAGUCUCACACCAAGGGGAUCUGGAUGUGGUGUGUACCUCAUCCCCAGAAGGCAGACACCACCUUAGUUCUGCUUGACACAGAGGGCUUGGGUGAUCUUGAAAAAGGUGACAACCAGAGUGACUGCUGGAUCUUUGCCCUGGCUAUACUUCUCAGUAGCACCUUUGUGUACAACAGCAUGGGAGCCAUCAACUAGCAGGCCAUGGACCAGUUGCACUAUGUGACAGAGCUGACAGACAGAAUCAGAACAAGAUCCUCAUCUGACCAGGAUGAGGUGAAUGCCUCAGACGAGUUUGUGAGCUUCUUCCCGGAUUUUGUGUGGGCUGUGAGGGACUUCUCUCUUGAGCUGAAAAUAAAUGGAAAACCCAUCUCUGCAGAUGAAUACCUAGAGAAUAGCCUGAGACUUAUAUAUGGUACUGGCCAAAGAGAUAAAGAAAAAGAAUUAAAUAUGCCUAGGCUCUGUAUCCACAAGUUCUUCCCAAAGAAGAAAUGCUUUGUCUUUGAGAGGCCAGCACAGGGGAAGAAGCUUGGCCAGCUGCAAUCACUACAGGAUCAUGACUUGGACUCUGACUUUGUGGAACAGGUGGCAGAUUUCUGUUCCUAUGUGUUCAGCUGUUCCAAGGUUAAAAGGCUUUCAGGAGGCAUCAAGGUCAAUGGACCACGACUAGAGAGCUUGGUGACAACCUAUAUCAACACCAUCAACAGUGGAGGUUUGCCUUGCCUGGAGAAUGCUGUUCUGGCUUUGUCCAAGACAGAGAAUGAAGCUGCAGUGCAAAAGGCCAUUGCCCACUAUGACCAGCAGAUGAGCCAGAAGUUGCAGCUGCCCACAGAGACCCUCCAGGAGCUGCUGGACCUGCAGAGGGCCAGUGAGAAAGAAGCCAUCAAGAUCUUCAUGGAGAAUUCCUUCAAAGACAUUAAUCAAGUGUUCCUAAUGCAAGUAAUGACCAGAUUAGAAGCAAAGCUAGAAGAAUUCUUUAAGAAGAAUGCACAGGUGUCCUCAGACCACUGUUCGGCUCUGCUUCAGGAUAUUUUCAGUCCUCUAGAAGAAGACUUGAAGCACGGGAUUUAUUUUAAACCAGGGGGAUACUUUAUUUUUAUGUGGAAGAUACGGGAGUUGAAGAAGAAGUACUAUGAGGAACCUAGGAAGGGGGUUCAGGUAAACAAGGUUACGUGUGUUCUAGGAAGCUUCUGA
Messenger RNA from Microtus ochrogaster (prairie vole), 1209 nucleotides. RefSeq names its product guanylate-binding protein 1-like. NCBI's taxonomy places the organism in Eukaryota, Metazoa, Chordata, Mammalia, Rodentia, Cricetidae. The transcript is spliced from 6 exons. The record is from RefSeq and is a predicted model, not a curated record.